Molecule: messenger RNA, 1641 nt
Organism: Umbelopsis ramanniana AG
Lineage: Eukaryota; Fungi; Mucoromycota; Umbelopsidomycetes; Umbelopsidales; Umbelopsidaceae
Exons: 6
Coding region: 311-1378 (355 amino acids)
Biological process (GO): triglyceride biosynthetic process
Cellular component (GO): endoplasmic reticulum membrane
Molecular function (GO): diacylglycerol O-acyltransferase activity
Source: RefSeq, a predicted model, not a curated record
CUGGCUAUCCGCAAGUAGCUUAAAUCGAGAAGAGCGAAGUUGCUUUCUUUGUCAUGGUUUGGCUUACGAGGAACCAUGGUGGUAGCAGGUAAACUAAUCUCAUUAGCCAUUAUGACUUCACACCAAGCAAUAUACGAACUAACGAGUUCCUUCGUGUUCCUUGCAUGAUUUUUGCUUGGCCAAGAGAACAUCCUGAAGUUUUUGCCGGCCGCAAAAAGUAAAAAAAUUUCCCCCCAAAAAUUUGCCUCGCGACCACUGCAGUUUUGCCGUCCUUGCAAAGUCACACUUUCAGUCAGCAAGCAAGCCAGCCAUGCCCACCAAGGAUCAGCAAUUGCAGCAGAAAGUCAAGCACACGCUGGAAGCUAUCCCCUCCCCUCGCUAUGCUCCAUUGCGAGUGCCAUUGAGACGGAGAUUACAAACAUUGGCGGUUUUACUAUGGUGUUCUAUGAUGCCAAUAUGCAUGUUCAUAUUCUUCUUUUUAUGCUCCAUUCCUGUCCUCCUUUGGCUCCCCAUUAUCCUUUAUUUGACCUGGAUCUUGGUGUGGGAUAAGGCUCCAGAGAAUGGUGGAAGACCUAUACGCUGGCUACGCAAUGCUGCGUGGUGGAAGCUGUUCGCAGGGUAUUUUCCCGCACAUAUCGUCAAGGAAGCUGAUUUAGAUCCAUCCAAGAACUAUAUCUUUGGUUAUCAUCCCCAUGGGAUUAUAUCCAUGGGUUCAUUCUGUACUUUUAGUACCAAUGCUACGGGCUUCGAUGAUUUGUUCCCAGGCAUCCAGCCUUCGCUUUUGACAUUAACAUCUAAUUUUAAUAUUCCAAUUUACCGUGAUUAUUUGAUGGCGUGCGGACUUUGCUCCGUCUCAAAAACAUCCUGUCAAAAUAUUUUAACAAAAGGUGGUCCGGGCCGUUCCAUUGCCAUCGUUGUGGGAGGUGCUUCCGAGUCCCUGAAUGCGAAACCCGGAGUAAUGGACCUUGUGCUGAAGAGACGCUUUGGUUUUAUCAAGAUUGCUGUUCAAACCGGUGCAAGUCUAGUGCCCACUAUCAGUUUUGGUGAAAACGAGUUGUACGAACAGGUUGAAAGUGAUGGAAACUCGAGGUUGCAUAGAUGGCAAAAGAAGAUCCAGCAUGCCCUUGGUUUUACUAUGCCGCUCUUUCAUGGCCGUGGUGUAUUUAAUUAUGACUUUGGCUUGCUCCCCCACCGCCAUCCUAUCUACACGAUUGUCGGAAAGCCCAUCUCCGUACCUAGCGUCAAAGAAGGACAGUCAAAGGAUGAGAUUAUAAAAGAACUACAUGACUCGUACAUGCAUGCCGUGCAGGAUCUCUAUGAUCGUUACAAGGACAUCUAUGCAAAGGAUCGGAUAAAAGAGCUCGAAUUUGUCGAAUAACGUUUUUUCUCAUUUUUUAACAUCCCGCUUCAUCCCGACCAUUCUAAUGAGUUUCUCAUCUCCGUUUCACACUUUGCAUGUAAUCUAUUAUUCAUUCCAUUUUUUAAUAAUGAGAGCCGUUUUAUCAUGGACAGAAGGUGAUUGUAUACCCGUGACUGGUCUUGCAUGUAAAGGUGCUUGUUGGGUCGUCUGAAGCAAAACCUGUACCCCCCCCAACGAAGUGAAAAGUAGCAUAGAAUAAAAUCGAAUGAAUUAGCAUUUUU